AUGGCACAAUUACCUCCAAAAAUCCCAAGCAUAACACCCAGUUGGCCUGACUUUUCUCACCAGAAGAUGCCUCCCAUGGGCCAUUUUGCACCCAAUGGAAAUGCCCCCGCGGUCAACGCCGCCUCCGCAUCUCAAAACACUUGUUGGGUUGAUGAAUUCAUCGACUUCUCUUCGGCGAGACGGGGGUCCCACCGGAGAUCGGUCAGCGACUCCAUUACCUUCCUCGAGGCACCAAUGCAGGACGAAUGCCGUGCACCGCAUGGUUCACACCCCAACAACCACGAGUUUGAUAGGUUUGACGACGAACAAUUCAUGUCCAUGUUCACAACCGAUGAAAUCUCUGCUGCCGCCGCCGCCGGCCCCACCGGCUCGUCCUCGAACCCGUCCUCGCCUUCGGACCAUAACAGCAUUAAUGAGGACGAGAAAGAAGCGGAGGCGCCUCAUCACAAGCAGCUGAAGAACGAAUCUGAAGAGGUGGAAAGCCAAUGCGAACAACCAAAUCCAAAUGAUACAACAAAGAGCACGUCAAAUGACAGGAAAAUUGAUCCAAAAAGGGUCAAGAGAAUCUUGGCAAACAGACAAUCUGCACAAAGAUCACGGGUGAGGAAGCUGCAAUACAUAUCAGAACUCGAACGCAGCGUUACCUCUCUACAAGCUGAAGUUUCAGUUUUGUCACCGCGGGUUGCGUUUCUUGACCAUCAACGCUUGCUGCUAAACGUCGACAACAGUGCUCUCAAACAAAGAAUUGCAGCAUUGGCGCAGGAUAAGAUUUUCAAAGAUGCUCAUCAAGAAGCAUUGAAGAGGGAAAUAGAAAGGCUAAGGCAAGUGUAUCACCAACAAAACCUCAAGAACAUGGAGAACGUUGCUCAAUCACAAACAACACCCUCAGACACCAUAACAACUCCUGAAAAAGAACAGCUCCUCAAUGUUUCCUCCUAA
Molecule: messenger RNA, 939 nt
Organism: Prunus armeniaca (apricot)
Lineage: Eukaryota; Viridiplantae; Streptophyta; Magnoliopsida; Rosales; Rosaceae
Source: the annotation of a GenBank genome assembly